Molecule: messenger RNA, 2250 nt
Organism: Fundulus heteroclitus (mummichog)
Lineage: Eukaryota; Metazoa; Chordata; Actinopteri; Cyprinodontiformes; Fundulidae
Product: gastrula zinc finger protein XlCGF57.1-like
Exons: 3
Coding region: 417-2162 (581 amino acids)
Biological process (GO): regulation of DNA-templated transcription
Molecular function (GO): DNA-binding transcription factor activity, RNA polymerase II-specific; RNA polymerase II cis-regulatory region sequence-specific DNA binding
Source: RefSeq, a predicted model, not a curated record
CAGCGACUCACGUCUAACGACCUCCGUGGUACGGUUUGCUUUCAGGGCUUCAAACGUCAUCAACUACGUCAUCGACACGAGCCUCGAUAUGCGCUUCACAAAAAGUGAAUGGAUUACUCAACACACGCUUCGAAGAAUCGGCUCGUUGGAUACAUCAGUUGAAGAAGCGACAGCCUGCGAGGGAGCAGUUAGCAUCAGAGCUAACUGAGAAGCUAACGGCCAGAGAAGUUUCCUGUUAGAGGAAAAGGGAAAAAGUGACUUCUCAUUGAGAACACUGGACACUUAUUGGACUCUGGGCUGUUUGGAGGCUUUUCCCCGAGGAACAAAAGCUAAUAUGACCGGUUCUUGCUGAUCAAUGUGCCAGUGGCCAAGAGAGGAACUUCAUUAUUAACCUGAAGGAACCAAACACCAAAGACAUGAAAGAGGAAGAACCAGAACCUCAAGGAAUUAAAGAAGAACAGCUUGGACUGUGUAUCUUUCCAGAUGAAAAGCAACUUGUUAAGCAGGAGACAGAAACCUUUGUAGGGUUUUCUGCUUGUGAUGAACUAUUUCAAGUUAAUCCUGAACUGCAACAGAUGAACGUGACAAAGGAGGACCCAGAACCUGUAGAGAUUAAAGAGGAACAUGGGGAUCUCUGGAGUAAUGAGGAUGAGGAGCAGCUUGUGGUGAAGCAGGAGGCUGGCACCUUUAAGGUGACUCCUCUGGAUUUAAAACAUGACACAAAUGAACCAGAAGAGAAAAUGAACCAACUUGUCAAUGCAGACUCCCAUGAAGGUGAGAAGCAGCAUCAGCAGGAUAAUAAUCACGAAGAGUCAGGAUCAAACAGAGAUGAAGAGCUAAAGCGUAAAAAGAAACGAGAGAAAACCAAAGAUGCUAGUCAUGUUUCAAAAGUAAAAAGACAUAAGGCCAAUAAACCUUGUGAAGCAUGUGGUAAAUGUUUCUCCAAGUGUAGCUGUUUGACUAAUCAAAUUAGAGCAAUUACAGGCCAGAAAUCUUUCCUGUGUGUGCUUUGUGGAAAAGGAUUCCAUAGUCAAAGUUAUUUGAGUAUCCACAUGCGAGCCCACACAGGGGAGAAGCCUUUUUCCUGUCCAACUUGUACAAAAGGUUUUUCCAGUAAAAGUAACCUGAGUAUUCACAUAAGAACUCAUACGGGUGAGAAACCAUAUGCAUGUGAAAUGUGUGAUAAAUCUUUCAGCGUUGGUAGUUAUCUGGCUUGUCACAUGAGAAUGCACACAGGUGAAAAACCUUUCUCUUGUCCAACUUGCUCAAAAACGUUUUCUCGUAAAAAUAUCCUGAGUAAGCACAUAAGAACCCAUAUGGAUGAAAAGCCUUUUUCCUGUCCAACUUGUGCAAAAGGAUUUUCUCGUAAAGAAACACUGAGUAUGCACAUGCAAACACAUACGGGCGAGAAACCGUACGCUUGUGAGUUGUGUGAAAAAUCUUUCAGCGUUGGUAGUUAUCUGGCUUCUCAUAUGAAAAUGCACACAGCUGAGAAGCCUUUCUCCUGUCCAACUUGUGCAAAAGGAUUUUCUCACAAAGGUAGCCUGAGUAAGCACAUAAGAACUCAUAUGGACAAGAAGCCUUUUUCCUGUCCAACUUGUGCAAAAGGGUAUUCUAGUAAAAGUAGCCUGAGCAUGCACAUACAAAGUCAUACAGGCGAGAAGCCGUACGCGUGUGAAAUGUGUGAUAAAUCUUUCCCCAAAGGUAGCCAUCUGGCUCGUCACAUGAGCACGCACACAGGUGAGAAGCCUUUUUCCUGUCCAACUUGUGCAAAGGGGUUUUCCCAGAGAAGUAACCUGCGUAUGCACAUACAAACUCAUACAGGCGAGAAGCCAUACGCUUGUGAAAUGUGUGAUAAAUCUUUCAGCGCUGGUAGUCAUCUGGCUCAUCAUAUGAGAACCCACACAGGUGAGAAGCCACUUUCCUGUGAAGUCUGUGAAAAGUCUUUCAUUAGACGUGGUGACUUGGUAGUUCACAUCAGAACUCACACAGGUGAGAAACCUUAUUCUUGUAAAGUCUGUAAAAAGUCUUUCACUAGAAGUAGUAACUUGGCUGGUCACAUGAGAACUCACACAGGUGAGAAACCUUAUCAUUGUAAAGUGUGUAAUAAAUGUUUUACUUACUGUAGUAAUAUGAACAAACAUAUGAGAACUCACAGUUGAGAAUCUUUAUGCUUAUAAAGUGUUGUGCAAUUAUACACUGAAGUUAUUUAAUGUUUUAUAAAUAACUCUGUUAAGUAUUGUUUGGUGA